Plectropomus leopardus (leopard coralgrouper) is the source of this 942-nucleotide messenger RNA. NCBI's taxonomy places the organism in Eukaryota, Metazoa, Chordata, Actinopteri, Perciformes, Serranidae. The record is from RefSeq and is a predicted model, not a curated record.
UUGACUCCGCGUGAGUUGGUGUCCUUUGUGUGAAGAGCAGCUAACAGCUAACAGCAGCACAGAAUCGGCCGUUAGUUAGCUUAGCAUCAACACAACCUCCGCCGAUCGAUAAACACACCGUUCAGUUCUCACCUGUCGGCCACAGCUAAAGACGCAGUGAACCACCUGAGUCUCCAUGGCAUUAAGACGAGGACACAUCAGGUACCUGAAGGUGUGUGAGGUUCAGGCGUCCCAGAGUGAUGUCAGAGACGGUCAGCACGCCUCUAAAGGCGCCGCUGGAAAGGAGCUGUAUGAUAACGGAUACAGCGAGCAGAUGAUGGAGGACGAAGAUGCCAGAACAAACCUGAUCGUCAACUACCUGCCGCAGAGCAUGAGUCAGGACGAGCUGCGCAGCCUGUUCAGCAGCGUUGGAGACGUCGAGUCCGCCAAACUCAUCCGGGACAAAGUGGCAGGUAACUCCGCCCACUGUAGUACUGCUGACUGUGAUUGGUUCAAGUAUCUCCGCCCACUGUAGUACUGCUGACUCUGAUUGGUUCAAGUAGCCCCGCCCACUGUAGUACUGCUGCCUCUGAUUGGCUCUUAUACUUAAACACUUGAACUUAAUGCUUUGAAAGACAACCACUUAAAAUAUAUGCUCAAUAGUACUACAGAGAACCAAACCUCAGUACUACUGCAGUACUACAGAGGACCAGACGUCAGUAUUACAGGAGUACUACAGAGCGCCAGGUCUCAGUACUACUGGAGUAGUGCAGAGCACCAGGUCUCAGUACUACUUGAGUACCACAGAGCACUAGCUCUCAGUAUUACUGGAGUACUACAGAGCACCAGGUCUUCGUACUACUGGAGUACUACAGAGCACCAGCUCUUAUUUUCUACUGGAAGUACUACAGAGUACCUGCUUUCCGUUCUUCUGGAAGUACUACAGAGCACCAGCUGUCAGUA